Messenger RNA from Echinostoma caproni, 1545 nucleotides. Lineage: Eukaryota; Metazoa; Platyhelminthes; Trematoda; Plagiorchiida; Echinostomatidae. The record is from the annotation of a GenBank genome assembly.
AUGGAGUUUAGUUUCGGCAAAGGGUUUGCAAUUGUACUGUUCCGAUCCAGUAGUGACGACAGUGGUGCGAUUGUUUAUCGGGAAUUGGAUCCGGAAUCGGAGCCACUCAGUGGGGCUUCAUCGAACUUCCUACUCUCCGCCUCUGAUCGUCAAUCGUACGGAAGUUUAUCUCGCCUGACUUCGCCUUCUUCGUUGUACAGUAAUACCAAUAACGGCAAUCAUCAUAACGGUGGAGGUAAUACAAACCCUUUCACCGCUUCCACGAAUCACUUCAAUCACAGUAUCCACUCUUCGCUUCGUGCCCCUACUCCAUUCAAUAGCACCAUUCGCACCAGUGACACAUGUCGACUAUCUGAGGAAAGUCCAACUUCAGAAGCUCAGGUUGCCGCAGCUGCUGUAGCUGCAGCUUUUGGGUUAGGUCUAUCUUCUGUUCGGUCGGUUGGAGCUGGCCAGUCGUUUCAACAAUCUGGUCAUGGAAUCAGUUUUGGUAGAUCGGAUGGUCUCCUCUCACCCGGUUUGUCCAUAACCGGAUUACAUGUUGGAAGCAACACCACGGGGAGCCAAACCACUGCACCCAAUCAAUCUAGUGCGCCUUCAACCACAACCCAGUCUGCAAACUUGGACGGUCGUUCCACGGAACAAAAUCUGGAUCCAGCGAGUACAAUCGACCGCCCCUAUCGAUGCGGGACUUGUUCGCGCAGUUUCGCUGUGAAAGCCGGUCUGGUACAGCACAUGCGCACGCACACUGACGAACGUCCCUACCCGUGUCUACAUUGCGGUCGAGCCUUCAAACAAAAAAUUCAACUGACAACGCAUAUGCGUGUGCACAGUGGUGAACGGCCUUAUGGUUGUCGUCUUUGUGGCAAGCUGUUUCGUCAGCAAAGUCACGUGGUCCAACAUCUACGCACACAUACUGGAGAAAAACCGCAUAAAUGUUAUCAGUGCGGUAAAGCUUUCCGACAGAAGUACAGUUUGAUUUCACAUCAACGACGUAUGUGUCGGAAUCGAGCGGCUUCAAAUCCCAUCGCGGCUGGAAUGACUAUGUGGAUUAGUCCCGGUGUUGGAGGAGAUACUUGCAAUCUUGUUAAGGAGUUCUCUCCGGCUAAGUGUCACCUCGUACCUACAGCAAGUAGCAACAGCAGUCCCAGUAGUGCGGCCGCGAUUUCAACCCCCGCGGCUGCUGCCGUCUCUAUACAUUCUCCGUUUUCGCCCUUUCUCUCCUCGCCUUCUGUGUCCACGACUAUUACGACGACGACAGCGAACCAAACAUCGGGCUCACAGAAUGUUUCGCAGUUUCAUAGCCCCCCAUCCCAUCGGCCUCAGUCUAGUCAUCCGGAUGAUGAUCGACAUUUGAAUGCUGUCCAUGGACUUUCACGCAGUUCGGUGACGGCGGCCUACAGACACCGUACAGAUACCAUUGGAUCCGGUUCUGAUUCUCAUUUGGUUCAUCUGUGUUCUGAUCGUGAGUCGGAAGAAGUCGAGGAACCGAUAUGUUCUCCUCGCACCGCCCACAUGAACGCACCAGCAGCUCUGGGACUAAGCUAA